UCGGGGGUGUGACUACAGUCAUUGGGGUCUAUAUAUUGAGAUGCUUAGUCCGUUGGCUUUAUGUGAAUGAGAGAGAAGCUGCCCAGUGAAAAGUCGCCACAGCAGGACAGUGCGCUUCCUCUCUUCGUACUCCCUCGCAUAUGACACAAUGGAUUCCUAUUUCCGCGCACUUUGCAUGACUUUCGUCCUGGCAACGUUCACGCGGAGGUCAGGUGCGACCGGACCGGUCAUCAAAUGCGAACCAUGUGACGUCGGAGCGCGGCUUUUGUGCAAACCUUUACCCAAGGACUGCGCCGAGAAAGUCCGCGAACCGGGCUGCGGCUGCUGCAUGACUUGCGCACUGAGCUUCGGCCAGCCGUGCGGCGUGUACACCGGGAGAUGUGGCUCCGGGCUGACUUGUCAACCUCAGCCCGGUGAAACGAAACCCCUGCAGGCUCUGCUGGAGGGACGCGGGAUUUGUGCAAACGCGACUAACAAGCGACUAACCGUCAGACCAACACCCCCGGUCAACGAACUGCCAGCAGAGAAUGCUGAGACUCCGGAUGAGGAGCGUAAUUCCACUGGGUCGGGCCUUCAAACCUCGUACAGCACCCACAGACCCACCGGACCACUUCGGCCUCCGCUUCACCCCUUUUUCCCCUCUGCCAAGUCAGAGGUCCUCAGGCGGGAGCAGCAGAAGAAAACCCAGAGCUUUAAAAUGGAGGAUCUCCCAGGACCACUGAUCACAGACCCACAAAACUUCUCUCUAGAGACCAAACAGGAGCCAGAAUAUGGUCCCUGUCGAAGAGAGAUCGAGAGUAUUCUCAGCAGCCUCAAGAUCACCAACAUCCUCAACCCCAGAGGUUUCCGCAUACCAAACUGUGACAAGAAGGGCUUCUAUAAGAAAAAGCAGUGCCGUCCGUCCAAAGGCAGAAAGCGAGGCUUCUGUUGGUGUGUGGACAAAUACGGGCAGCCCCUGCCAGGGUUUGAUGGGAAGGAGCGAGGAGACGCCCAGUACUACAACUCCGAGAGCCAAUAGGAGCGGAGCAGGACGGGAGGGAGGGAGGCCGGGAGUGAACAAGAAGAAUUGUAAACAAAUGGAGACACUGAGGAUAUUGGAAGAGAGGUCAAGAGAUGGCUCAGCCGAUAUAUGGAUGUUUGCUGUUUCUAUCUGUUGCCUGUGGGACCUUUUUUUCUGAGGCAGAGCGAGGGGAACAGAGGAAGAUUACCGGGAGGAAAAACAAAAAAAAGUCAUCCCUGUACAUUCUGUACUUUUUAUGCAACGGAUGGAUUCUUCUAUAAGCUGUUUGUUUCUGACUCGACGUGGACAGAUUUGGGGGAGAUGAUGUGCCUCAUUUCCAAGGCCCGAGCCUGUUUGUGAAGCGCAGAGACACGUCACAGAGAGUGAUGAGAGCGCUCUUCAGUUACGCACAAUUAAACGGCAUUGCCUGUGUGCGCAUGCUCGAUAAUCAAUUGUAUGCUUGUGAUUUUUUUUUUUGUUUUUGUUUUUAUAUUUUGUGUGGUCACGACAAUAAAAAUGUAUGUACGUAUGAAUAUAUCUUUAAACGAGUAACCACGCGGUGCCUUACUACAAAUUCCCAUUGGUUUGAAACCCUCGUUUUGUUUUUUUCCAGUUGCUUCCUGCUCCUCAGGGAGUCGGAUGGAACUGUGCAGCUCAAGCACUACAGUGCAUAUAAAGCUAUUUUUUUUUUUAUGCUGGAUGUCAGUCCCCAGAAAGGGGGGCGUUUCUGUCUUGUAGUGUGGUUAUUACUGUUACAUUGUCACUUUGCAUAAGCUCAAUAUUUGAGAUAAAGGCCUCUAACCGUUAUCUCCCAUCUCUGUGUUGCCAGUGAUAUUUUGCAGCACUUGGUUUUAGUAAAUAUGCAGUUUGCAUGUACAAUGCAACCCUCAGAGGUCUAUUUUUACUUAAUAAAGGCAGUGCAAACUCGU
Molecule: messenger RNA, 1929 nt
Organism: Mugil cephalus (flathead mullet)
Lineage: Eukaryota; Metazoa; Chordata; Actinopteri; Mugiliformes; Mugilidae
Product: insulin-like growth factor-binding protein 3
Exons: 4
Coding region: 149-1018 (289 amino acids)
Biological process (GO): regulation of insulin-like growth factor receptor signaling pathway
Cellular component (GO): extracellular region
Molecular function (GO): insulin-like growth factor II binding; insulin-like growth factor I binding; fibronectin binding
Source: RefSeq, a predicted model, not a curated record